This is a messenger RNA of Peronospora matthiolae, 954 nucleotides long. NCBI's taxonomy places the organism in Eukaryota, Oomycota, Peronosporomycetes, Peronosporales, Peronosporaceae. The record is from the annotation of a GenBank genome assembly.
AUGGGGAACACCUGCUUCAUGAAUAGUGCCCUCCAAUGCUUCGUUCACUCGCCGGUGUUCCGUGAGUACUUCUUGUCGAAUCGAUUCGAACCAGAGGUGAACAAGAAGAAUCGUCUUGGUAGUCGGGGUGCCAUUGCCGUAGCAUUUGCGCAACUUCAGAGUGCUCUCUGGCGCCAACGUGACCGCGGGUAUCUGCGUCCCAGUCGGUUUCGAGACGAAUUCACACGAGUUUGCCGCCACUUCGAAGAGAUGCGCCAGUACGAUGCUCACGAAUUUAUGGUUGCUCUUCUCGACUGUCUGCACGAGGACCUGAACCAGAGUUUUCGCGCCUUGCCAGCGUCUGCUGACGACUCGAUACAAGCAAGAAGCUCGAAGUGUUUCAGUUUCGGCGCACUGACAGGGGAAGACAUGGUGGAAAGUGAUGACAAUGAUGACGAAAACUCCCAGGCUUAUGAUGAGAUCAUGCACACGUCUUCAGACGAGGCUCAUGGUGAUGCAGCUUGGCGUGCGUACACGAGCACCAACUCUUCCGUCGUGGUCGACCUGUUCCACGGUCAAAUGCGUAGCGAGACUGUCUGUGGUACGUGUUGCGAGCGCAAGUGUACAUUCGAUCCGAAUCUGUUCUUCAGUCUUCCCAUCCCAGAAUCGAAUUUCGUCCGUGUGGAGGUAAGCGUGCUGUUACAAGCGCGAAGAUUACCGGGUGGUACUGAUGAUAAACACGAUCCAGAAGUUGCACUCCAAGCGGAGCAGCGUGGUUAUUGGCUUCACCGAGGAAGUCAGGCAGGUGCAUUGUGCGACCGCAUUGCACAGGUGUAUGGGCGCGCAGGUGGAAACCGUUUUUUGCUCGUAGAGGUGCGUCGAAAUCGCAUCAAGCGGAUUGUCGAGGACGAUGAAGUUGUCGACAAACUCGUAGCUGCUGCUCCUGGCUCGCUUGCUGCCUGCGUCUUGAUCUGA